Messenger RNA from Fusarium coffeatum, 954 nucleotides. RefSeq lists its product as uncharacterized. Bases 1 to 954 code for a protein of 317 amino acids. Gene Ontology annotation, molecular function: NADP binding; oxidoreductase activity, acting on the CH-OH group of donors, NAD or NADP as acceptor; NAD binding. Lineage: Eukaryota; Fungi; Ascomycota; Sordariomycetes; Hypocreales; Nectriaceae. The record is from RefSeq and is a predicted model, not a curated record. The transcript has 3 exons.
AUGUCAUCUCCUCAAAUUGGCUGGAUCGGGCUGGGGUCAAUGGGUCUUCCCAUGGCGACAAACCUCCAGAAACAUCUCAGCUCUAACGGAUCUUCAAAUCUGAUCUACUUCAAUCGCACCAUCUCUCGCGGUGAUUCACUAAACGACCUUGGCGCCCAACCAGUAUCAUCACCUGGCGACCUAGUUUCAAAAUGCGAUAUCAUCUUCUUUUCUCUCGCCGACGACUCCGCCCUGGACGCAACUCUCAACGCCAUCUCCUCUAGUCAAUUGACUGGAAAGAUUAUUGUUGAUACUUCGACAGUCCAUCCUGAUUCUUCAGCAGAAGCGGAGACCAAUAUCAAAAAUCAAGGAGGCCAGUUUAUUGCCUCGCCUGUAUUUGGGGCAAGUCCUGUUGCUGCGCAAGGGAAGCUACUUUGGAUCACUGCCGGGCCGAGUGGCGCCGUGGAGAAGAUACUGCCGUAUAUUGAAGGUGUUAUGGGGAGGGGCGUCAUUAGGGUCGGUGAGGAUGUUAGAGCAUCUGGCAAGAUGAAGACAGCUGGAAAUUUCAUCACGGCUGGCUUCAUGGAAAUCAUAGCAGAAGCACAUGUCCUAGCCGAAAAGUCCGGUCUAGGAAGCGAGAAUCUGGAGGCACUGAUCGAGCAACAAUACGGGGCUCUACCAUUCUCUAUGUCUCAACGACUUACUACGGGGGCGUACAUGCCAGCCAGAGGUGACCGACCAUGGUCUGAUCUCAACCUAGCAAUUAAAGACGUCGGUCAUGGAAUUGCUCUGGCGGAAGAGUCUGGAACAAAAUUGGAGGUUGCAGAAGUUGCCAUCAAGCAUCUUAAAGAUGCGAAGAGAUUUUCUGACGAUGAGGGAAGACCGCUUGAUUCGUCUUCUAUGUAUGGAAUAAUACGGAAAGAAGCCGGCUUGAACUUUGAGACCGAUUUGGUCAAAGAAAGAGAUGCGAAGUAA